ACAGAAUGUCCGCAUGUGAAGAAGAGAGUGCCGUUCCGGCUCACCGGGCCCCUCAGCCCGUCCCACUGGGCCCCGAUCUGGCUCAGGCUCACCCACUAUUGGACAUCACCUUGACACCAGACAAAGGUGGAGGGAUACUGCGCCGGGAGCCCUCCGGGCGGAAGAAGGGGCCGCGGCAGGUUCGCUUUGACGUAGAUGAAGAGGCGUCAGGCAGAGAGGAGGCCGCCCUCGCAGCUCCCAGAAUGCACAGCAGCGAGGUCCUGAAGCAAGAAGUGCGGGUUCAGGCGCGGCGGGAGUUUGACGCCGAGAGCGCAGUGCAGAGCGAGCUAAGUCGAUCGUAUCGAGUAAAGCGCAAUGUAGAGAGUGAAGCGUUCAGAGCGCUGAACGUGUGUCGGGAACAGAACCUGUACCGGGGGCUGGUGAGCGUGGAGCCACCGAGCGAACACAUCCAGAGACUGACCGCCCGGCAGAGGAAGUCCGAGCACCGAGAGCCUCAGGUCCUCGCAGUGGACGGGCCGGACAUUUUCGCCUUUUCAGACGCCGGUGAGCGAUUCACGGAGACCCCGUACCUGAGCGUAGAUGGACUGCCGCCCCUGACCCUGCUGCCUCGCACCCGACCUCCC
Nanorana parkeri is the source of this 623-nucleotide messenger RNA. It is a transcript of the gene PPP1R35, whose product is annotated as protein phosphatase 1 regulatory subunit 35. Gene Ontology annotation, biological process: negative regulation of phosphatase activity. The annotation marks the transcript as partial. NCBI's taxonomy places the organism in Eukaryota, Metazoa, Chordata, Amphibia, Anura, Dicroglossidae. The transcript is spliced from 4 exons. The record is from RefSeq and is a predicted model, not a curated record. Gene Ontology annotation, molecular function: phosphatase binding.